UUCUAGAUAACUGGUCAGCAACUCACGUGUACUGUUUUCAAAUCGCCGGUGUGAAAUUGAAAGAUGCGGAAAAAGUAAUUUAAAUUCCGAGUAAUAAAUUAUAAAAAAUUUUCAUUUAUAUUAAUUAUAUACUUAAAAUAGACAAUUAAGUAAGAAUAUGGACGAUUUAGAUUCUGAUAAUAGUGAUUCCGAGUGGGAAGAAGAAGCAGAGACUAUGCAAAUGACCACGUUGUGUUUAUUUUGUGACGAAAAUGUCUCUCCAUCCGAAUUAUUUUUGCAUUGUUCGUCGUCUCACGAUUUUAAAUUGUCUUCUUUUUUGCUAAACUACGCAGCUGAUGCUAUUUCUUACAUCAAAUUUGUUAAUUAUGUUCGGCAGAUGAAACCAUCUCCUACAGAAUUGAAGAUAAUUCACUCCAAUGAAAUGUGGAAUGAUGAUAAAUACAUGAAACCAUUUAUGGAAGAUGAUGCACUUUUAAUGUUUGAUAUUGAGGACUAUCUUUCACGUGAUCAAAGUGAUAUAAAUGAAAAUGAAAUUGCACUAUCUGAAUUUAAAUAUAGAGAAUGUUUGGCAAAAGUCGAAUUACUGCAGCAACAAUUACAAGAGGCUACAGCAGAUAUUGAAAAAAUGAGGCAGAAAGCGCAAGUCUUCAUGUUAUCAUCUGAUUCGGGAGAUGCAAUAAAAAAAUAUUACGACGAUGAUGGUUACUUCUCUUCUUAUGCACAUUACAGUAUUCAUCAAGAAAUGUUACAGGAUACAUCAAGAACAGAAACUUACAGAAAUGCCAUUUUCUUGAACAAAGACAUGUUUGAAAAUAAAAUAGUAUUAGAUGUUGGUUGUGGAACUGCAAUACUUUCUAUGUUCUGUGCAUCUGCUGGAGCCAAGAAAGUCAUUGGAGUUGAUGAAUCUGAGAUAAUAUAUUGUGCCAUGGAUAUAGUUAAGGAAAAUAAAUUAGAUGAAAUUGUGCUACUUCAAAAAGGUCGACUCGAAGAAUUGACUUUACCUUUUGAAAAAGUAGAUAUAAUUGUAUCAGAGUGGAUGGGUUAUUUCUUAUUAUUUGAGAACAUGAUUGAAUCUGUGAUAUUUGCGAGAGACCAUUAUCUCUCUCCGGGCGGGUAUAUGUUUCCAAACAGGUGCACUAUUUCUUUAGCUGCAAUUAUUGAUAAUGAAAUGUAUGAAAAAUAUAUUAAUUAUUGGAACAAUGUUUAUGGCUUUAAAAUGUCAUGCAUUAAGGGUAAUGUCAUGAAGGAAGUGUUGAUAACUACUGUUUUAAAAGAGAAGAUCUGUAGUAAUCCUGUCAUUAUUAAGGAAUUUGAUAUGUCUACAUGUUGCGUUGAAGAUUGUGACUUUACGACACAGUUCAAUUUGGCAUUGACGAAAGACGGACAAAUUACUGCAAUUAUAGGUUACUUUGAUUGUUAUUUUGAUGAUCGCUUAACAAAUAAGUUUCAACUCUCUACUUCUCCAUUCUCUGAGCUAACCCAUUGGAAGCAAACUAUAUUUUUAUUGCCUUCACCUAUAAGUGCUCAAAAAGGAGAUUUCAUAUCGGGUAGAAUCAGUUGUCGGCGUGACAAGAAGGAACACCGAUCCAUGAUUAUCAUACUGGAAAUAGGGGAACAAAAGAAUACCUACAUCUUAAAUUAGAAAACUCCAAUUUUAUUGUUGCAACCAAUAUUUACAAAGUUACAAAAUAACAACAAUAAAAUAUUUAUACUGUUAUAAAACUGUAUAUUCAUUUUAUCACAAUAUAACAACAAUUAACAAACAUUCCAGUUACAACAUAAAAUAUUAAGUGUGUCUUGUAAAAGACAUUUGCCUCCUCCCCAUUUUUUUAAGAGUAUUUUGCUUAGGAUUAUCCUAAAUAAUCUCCAAUAUAUAAUUUGUGCAUUAAAGUGUAAUAUAAUUUCAAUAACAGACCAGGUAAACAUCUUAAUUAUAGACUGCCUUCAGUUAAGAACUUAUGCACUAUAUACAUGAUUAAGCAGAAGCUCGUCUUCUAGUUUAAUCAUGAUUAUUUGUACACAAUCAAAAAUACUUCUAAGGGAAGACUCUUUUAAAUUGAUAUUAUAAAAUGUAGAAUUUGAGCAUACUAACAAAGAAAAUGGAUUCUAAUUAUCCAUCAUUAUACAGCUAUAUUAAAGGUGAUCUAUUUAAGUUUUAGAUUAUACAGUGAUCAUCAUCAAUCUUAGUUCUAGAAUUGUAUAAUCAGAUUAACAAAAUUAUGACCAGAAU
Molecule: messenger RNA, 2230 nt
Organism: Centruroides sculpturatus (bark scorpion)
Lineage: Eukaryota; Metazoa; Arthropoda; Arachnida; Scorpiones; Buthidae
Product: protein arginine N-methyltransferase 3-like
Exons: 10
Coding region: 158-1642 (494 amino acids)
Biological process (GO): peptidyl-arginine methylation
Cellular component (GO): nucleus
Molecular function (GO): protein-arginine N-methyltransferase activity
Source: RefSeq, a predicted model, not a curated record